AGCGCAGUGCGCGGCGGCGGGGGCGGGCAGGCGCGCGACGCGGGAGCAGAGGCGUCGUGAAUCGCGGGCCGCGCGGCCGUGAGUGUGCGCUUUUCUCCGGCUCCGCCGCCGCCGCCGCCGCCGCGCCGCGCCGCCGGCAUGAGCUACGACCGCGCCAUCACCGUCUUCUCGCCCGACGGCCACCUUUUCCAAGUGGAGUACGCGCAGGAGGCCGUGAAGAAGGGCUCGACCGCGGUCGGUGUGCGAGGGAAGGACAUCGUUGUUCUGGGCGUGGAGAAGAAAUCAGUGGCCAAACUGCAGGAUGAGAGAACCGUCCGCAAGAUCUGCGCGUUGGAUGACAACGUCUGCAUGGCGUUCGCAGGGCUCACUGCGGACGCGAGGAUAGUCAUCAACAGGGCUCGGGUGGAGUGCCAGAGCCACCGGCUGACCGUGGAGGACCCAGUCACCGUGGAGUACAUCACCCGCUACAUCGCCAGUCUGAAGCAGCGCUACACGCAGAGCAAUGGGCGCAGGCCGUUCGGCAUCUCCGCCCUCAUUGUGGGUUUCGACUUUGACGGCACCCCCAGACUCUAUCAGACGGACCCCUCGGGGACGUACCAUGCCUGGAAGGCUAAUGCUAUAGGCCGGGGCGCCAAGUCCGUGCGUGAGUUUCUGGAGAAGAAUUACACUGACGAAGCCAUCGAGACAGACGACCUGACCAUUAAGUUGGUUAUCAAGGCCCUCCUGGAAGUGGUUCAGUCUGGCGGCAAAAACAUUGAAUUGGCUGUCAUGAGACGUGAUCAACCCCUCAAGAUUUUAAAUCCUGAAGAAAUUGAGAAGUAUGUUGCUGAAAUCGAGAAAGAGAAGGAGGAAAACGAAAAGAAGAAACAGAAGAAAGCAUCAUGAUGAUGAAAUCUUGAAUUGAUUUUUAAAUUCAAAUCAUGGAUUUUCAAAGUGAUACAUAGGCAUUUCCCAACACUCAUCUACUGUCCAAGGGUCCUGCAAUAAACUUCUAUUUGUUAACCUUU
Neofelis nebulosa (Clouded leopard) is the source of this 1007-nucleotide messenger RNA. It is a transcript of the gene PSMA7, whose product is annotated as proteasome 20S subunit alpha 7. The transcript is spliced from 7 exons. Gene Ontology annotation, biological process: ubiquitin-dependent protein catabolic process. NCBI's taxonomy places the organism in Eukaryota, Metazoa, Chordata, Mammalia, Carnivora, Felidae. The record is from RefSeq and is a predicted model, not a curated record. Gene Ontology annotation, cellular component: proteasome core complex; nucleus; proteasome core complex, alpha-subunit complex. The coding region runs from base 139 to 885 and encodes 248 amino acids.